Messenger RNA from Rhizophagus irregularis DAOM 181602=DAOM 197198, 329 nucleotides. The record is from RefSeq and is a predicted model, not a curated record. NCBI's taxonomy places the organism in Eukaryota, Fungi, Glomeromycota, Glomeromycetes, Glomerales, Glomeraceae.
AGCAGCAAUGCAGAAUCACCAUCACAGUCUUCUAAUGGUUCUUCUAGAAACCCUAGACUUAAAGAAGCUAAAGAAACUUUAGCAGACACUUCUAAAUUUGCUUUAGAAGCUGUGAGCAAUGUAGGAGAGGCUGUUGGACCUUAUCUUCCUUUGAUAACAGCAGUAGCUUCACUUACACAACAAAUUGUAAAAGCAUAUGAAAGUGCUCAAUAUAAUAAGAAAUCAUGCGCAGCAUUAAUUGAAAGAGUACAAGCAGCUGAAGUAGCUGUUCAAGCAUUAAAUCGGCGUAAACAAGAAAAUGAAAAAAAAUUUCGCAAUCAAUCAUAUUA